AUGAUGGAUGGAGUUGCAUAUAUCGACUUCCUGAAAAUUUCUUUGAUAUGCAUACUGUGGUAUUUAUGCAGCGCCAGCGACAAUAUCCUGGGGAAGGUCGUUUUAUCAGAUUUUCCCUACCCUAUGACAAUGACAAUGACCCAUUUAGUCACUGCUUCCAUCCUGCUUGGGCCCAUCAGAAGAUUUAUGAAUGUCCCACCAGGGAGACCCAUCGACAAGAGGUAUUUUUAUGUCAUGAUCCUUCCACUAGCGCUAGGAAAGUUUGUCUCUUCAGUAUCAACGUACAUCAGUAUAUGGAAAGUGUCAGUUUCCUACGCACAUACAGUCAAAGCCACGUUACCGUUGUUUACAGUUGUUUUAUCGAGGAUAAUACUUGGGGAAAAACAGACUUGGCCUGUUUAUCUAGCAUUAUUCCCAAUUAUCACCGGUGUGUGUAUAGCCACAGCCACAGAAAUCACCUUUGACCAUAUUGGAUUAGCCAGUUCUGUAUUCGCAACCUUCUGUUUUUCUCUGCAGACCAUUUUUACUAAAAAGUGCCUUAAAGACACAGAAUACCACCACUUAGAACUUCUGACGCUCAUCACUCGGAUAUCAACUGGACUGUUCAUCCCCAUCUGGCUUCUCUAUGACUUUAGGAGGAUUUACUAUGACCUGACAUUUCUGGAGGGAGGGAAAGUGUCGCAGACAUUGAUCAUGCUAACGUGUGCCGGCCUGUUCAACAUGAUGCACAACGUUCUGGCAUUUUCCGUGCUAGCCCUGGUGACUCCACUCAGCUACGCUGUGGCUAAUGCCACCAAGAGGAUUUUCAUCAUCGGAGGAUCACUCAUUAUCCUGCAGAAUCCUGUCGGACCCCUGAAUGUUCUUGGCAUGCUUGUAGCUAUUUUUGGAGUUCUGUUGUAUAACAAGGCUAAAUACGACCAACACCAGGCAGCCCACUACAAGGAAGUGCUCCCGUACGUACGAAGCUCUUCUGAACUGAACAGCCACCACCUGGGCACCCACCACCUUCCACAUUCAAAGAGUGAUGCAGACUUUCUACCAAAUGGACAUAUCACCAGGAACACGGGAAGCAAUGGCGACGCCAACGGGCAUUUGUUGCUGCGGGAUUGGGAAGGGCCGGAUGGGUUUACGCUGAUACCUCUGUCAGACAGACGCAGUGAGGAUGCCAACAGGCCAACACCGAGCUUGGUAAGGGGCGGCAAUGUUACAGACAAAAACAAUUUGACUUUACAUUCCCGAUCUGUGUUUCAUGUUUAA
This is a messenger RNA of Candidula unifasciata, 1257 nucleotides long. The record is from the annotation of a GenBank genome assembly. NCBI's taxonomy places the organism in Eukaryota, Metazoa, Mollusca, Gastropoda, Stylommatophora, Geomitridae.